AUGAACCAGCCCACAAAUGUUGAUCAGCAACACCCUGUGAUUCACGGAGAAAGGCCUAGCAUGAUUGGCAUGGACGAUUUUGAGGUCAGGCAACGGUUUGAAACAAAAGAGGAAGCUGUACUGACAAUAAAGAGUUAUAAUAUUCAUCGUGGUGUAGAGUAUAAAGUGUUUGAGUCCGACCAAUUGAAGUAUCAUGGCAAGUGUGUCCAGUUCGGGAAUGGUUGUAAGUGGCUGAUACGUGUCACUAUGAGGCAGAGAAAAGGCUAUUGGGAAGUCAGAAAGUACAAUGGACCACACACGUGUCUAGCAACUGAGAUAUCGACGGAUCAUAAGCAACUCGAUUACCAUGUCAUAUGUGCUUCGAUUCUAUCGUUGGUGAUGGCUGAUGCAUCGAUCUCGGUUAAGGUUUUACAGAACGUGGUGUCUUCGAAGUUUGGGUUCAAGCCCAGCUAUAGGAAGGUUUGGAUGGUGAGGAAAGGUAAUACCGAAGAUGCGUCAACGAUUUUCUUUCAUCGACUAUUUUGGAUGUUUCCUCCGUGCAUUGAGGCAUUUAAGUAUUGCAAGCCACUAAUAUCCAUCGAUGGUACUCAUUUAUAUGAGAAGUAUGAAGGUACUCUUCUAAUGGCAAUUGCCCAAGAUGGAAACUCGAACAUUCUCCCAGUGGCUUUUGGGUUGGUCGAAGGCGAAAACACGGAUUCAUGGAAGUUUUUCCUCAGUCACCUCCGCCAGCAUGUCACCUCUCAACCCGGCAUUUUAGUCAUAUCUGAUCGGCACAAUGCCAUCAAGGCUGCCCUGCUUGUGGAAGACGGUGGAUAG
Arachis duranensis is the source of this 816-nucleotide messenger RNA. RefSeq lists its product as uncharacterized. Lineage: Eukaryota; Viridiplantae; Streptophyta; Magnoliopsida; Fabales; Fabaceae. The coding region runs from base 1 to 816 and encodes 271 amino acids. The transcript has 2 exons. The record is from RefSeq and is a predicted model, not a curated record.